Messenger RNA from Meleagris gallopavo (turkey), 800 nucleotides. NCBI's taxonomy places the organism in Eukaryota, Metazoa, Chordata, Aves, Galliformes, Phasianidae. The record is from RefSeq and is a predicted model, not a curated record.
UGUGCAAGGCCAUAAGGACAGAGAGCACCAAACUCCAGGACAUCUUCAUCAGGGCAUCGCAGAGCAGACACGUGUGUCAGAUGUUUCCGCAGGAGCCCCGCGGUAACGCAUCCCUGCUGCUCCGGCGCGUGGAGCUCGGUGACGAGGGGACGUACAUCUGCGCGGUGCAGGCGGCAGCCCUCGUGCUGGAGCAGACGGUCCUGCUGCAGGUAACAGAAAAGCCCACGGUGACCGUCAACGUGAACUCCCUGUCCCUGGUGGAAGGGGAGCAGCAGAAGUUGGUCUGUGACAUCCGCAACUACUACCCUGCUGACAUCCAUGUGCAGUGGCUCCGUGAGCCUCGGGGCGCCGGGCAGCUCCCCGACACCGUGCCCAACGUCCUCACCAGCAGCCACCGGCGCAGCAGCAACGGCACCUACAGCUUCUCCAGGUUCUUCCUGCUGACAGCGACCCUGCGUGAUGACGGCUGCACCUACACGUGCCGCGUGGAGCACCCCAGCCUGCAGGCACCCAUCCGCAGGAGCGUCACCGUGGCAGUGAGAGAAGCGACCUCCACCACCUGGCUGCUGCUGCGGAGCAGCGCCGCGUGCGCACGGAGCUCUUCGCGACCAGCGGAGCGCCGGGAAGCGGGCGGGAGGCAGCAGGAGCCGCUCCCGGUGAUUGGAGGUGCGGCUACGGGUCUGUCCGACUGCCCCGAGUCAGGCCCAAAUCGUCUCGUGGCGCUCUGCAGAGAAGGCAGCGAGCAUUCCCAGCAGCCCGAUGUUUACGCGAUGACGCAGAGCAGUAAGGCUCAGAUGUGA